Molecule: messenger RNA, 3488 nt
Organism: Jatropha curcas
Lineage: Eukaryota; Viridiplantae; Streptophyta; Magnoliopsida; Malpighiales; Euphorbiaceae
Source: RefSeq, a predicted model, not a curated record
AUGUCUACAGCACUAGCAGUGUACCUUAUUUUGCAAAAACUAGAAGCUCUCAAAGAUAAAGAAGUUAAUAAUCCAAGAUUGAAGUGCCAAAUAGAGAAUACCAAGGAGACAUUGGGAAGUGUUCAGAAGUUGCUGACAAACAGCCAGAAAAAUAUCAGUGAUGAAAAUUUGGAGAGGAACCCUCUGAAGGAGAUUUACUCACUAGAGGACACGAUUGAUACCUUCUUUGUAAAAACGACAUUGCAGAAACAAAAAAUUUCUGGUAAAGUACGUGUUUUCAGCCAAUUCAUGCCCGUGCAGAGCCAAAUUCUAGUUCGAAGAAUGCGGUCACUGACAGAGGAGAUUGACAAACGCAUUAUCGAAUAUAAAGAAAGACAAUCUGUAGAAAAUAAAGAUGAGGGUGCACAAGAAAGCAAUACUGAUGAUCAAAAAGAAAGCAAUGAUGUUGAUCAAAAAGAGGUUGCAGCAGACAAAGAAAGCAUGCAAAAUGAAACACUAACUGAUUCAGCUGAAGCUGGAAUAAUUUCAAAAGCAGCACAAGAAAGCAAUGAUGUUGAUCAAAAAGAGGUUGCAGCAGACAAAGAAAGCAUGCAAAAUGAAACACUAACUGAUUCAGCUGAAGCUGGAAUAAUUUCAAAAGCAGCACAAGAAAGCAAUGAUGUUGAUCAAAAAGAGGUUGCAGCAGACAAAGAAAGCAUGCAAAAUGAAACACUAACUGAUUCAGCUGAAGCUGGAAUAAUUUCAAAAGCAGCACAAGAAAGCAAUGAUGUUGAUCAAAAAGAGAUUGCAGCAGACAAAGAAAGCAUGCAAAAUAAAACACCAACCGAUUCAGCUGAAGCUGGAGCAAUUUCAAAAGAAAGACGAGCACCACCCCAGCAAUUGGGCACAAUUGCAGAUCGUUCAGAUGACGAAUCAGAGUUCGUUGGGCGAGAAAGCGAAGCAGAAAAGUUAGAACAAGCUAUACUUAACCGCCGUAAAUUGCGUUUUCUUAUUUCGGUGGUGGGUGCUGCUGGAUCUGGCAAGACAUCAUUUGUGAGGAAUAUUUAUAACAAAGCCAAUGUUGUGCAGCAUUUUCAACUACGUGCUUGGGUUAAUUUGUCUGAAGAGUUCCCAGAAUCAGUUGCUUCUGAUGCUGUUGAGCAGAAAAUGAAAAAUCUUAUAAUUGACAUAUUGAAGCUAGUUACAACAAUCAAAGAUGAGGAGAAGUUGCAACCUGAUAAAUUGGAAGAGAAGGCCCGUGAUUUCUUUUUUCGCAAGAGGUACCUAAUAGUCUUAGAUGAUGUCAAGACUGAUGUUAUGUGGGAGAACCUCAAACGAACAUUUCCAAACUCAUUAAAUGGCAGCAGGCUGAUUUUCAUCACUCGCGACAAAAAAAUAGCAGAAUUGAUGAACGAUCAAGGAUCCACUCCUAUUGAGCUACCCAAUUUAGACAUUGAUCAAAGCUGGAAAUUGUUCUUGAAGAAAGUACCAAAAACUGAAGAAAGCUUAGUUGAUGCAUCAUUAAAGGAGCUAAUAUGGCAAAAAUGCAGUGGUUUGCCUCUUGCAAUUGUUGUGCUGGGAGGUCUUUUAUCUACCAAAGAUACAGGGAGUUGGAAGGAUAGAGUUGAGCGUUUAAGUUUUGGUGAUGACCCCUCCAAAGCUAUAUUAGCUUUGGCCUACCAGGAACUUCCAUCAGCCCUAAAGCUAUGUCUACUUUAUUUAGGCAUUUUCCCGAAAGAAUAUGUGAUCCCCGUACGGAGGUUGUUCCAUUUGUGGGCUGCUGAAGGACUGGUCAAUGAAUCAUUAGAAGGCAAAACCCCUGAAGAAUUGGAGGAUGCAUCAGUAAAAGGUAAAACCCCUGAAGAAUUGGUUGAGCGUUAUUUGAAUGCACUGAUCACAAGGAACAUGAUAGAAGUUGCAAGAUGGAGAUUGGAUGGAAGUCCCAGAACAUGUCGUGUGCCAGGUAUCCUAUAUGAUAAUGUGUUCCCAAAUGCGACAGACAGUGGAUUUUAUGAUGUUAUUCGUAGCUCAAAAUAUCAGCAAACCUAUAGUAUAAGGAGAGUUGCCGCAUAUGUAGACAUCAGUAGCUCUCCAUUAGACAUUGAUAAUUUACGUUCUUAUAUAUCUUUUAACACCCGAAAAGGCGAUACACCUGCAGAUGAAGUUGAUAAGUUUCUAACCAUGAUGAUUAGAAAACGAGGCUUUUCAUUGCUUACAGUACUUGAUCUAGAAAAUGUCUAUAAACCAGUUUUAUCUGAUCAAGCAAUAGGAAAACUCGUACAUUUGACUUACCUAGGCUUAAGAUGGACUUUUCUAGAUUCAAUCCCAAAUUCUGUUGGUGAUCUUCCUAAUUUGGAAAUACUGGAUGUGAAGCACACAAACAUAAACUCCUUGCCUAUUUCUAUUUGGAACUCAAAGAAGCUUCGACAUCUUUAUAUGAACGAAAUAUAUUUAAAUGUGUCCUUCCAAAAGCCAUUAGGUAGUGGUUCCUUGGGCAACCUAUUGACUUUGUGGGGGUUAAUAAUAGGCAAAAAAAGCCCUGGAGAAGACUGGUUGAAUAGUUUCAACCUAUUGACUUUGUGGGGGUUAAUAAUAGGCAAAAAAAGCCCUGGAGAAGACUGGUUGAAUAGUUUGGUUCGUCUAAUGAAACUCGGACUCACAUUCCAUUUCAAAUCACUUGAGCAGAUAAGUCCUUGGAUUUCUAAGUGUAAAGAACUUAGAUCUUUGAAGCUAAGGUCUAUAGAUGAAUUUAGCAGGCCUUCAGAACUCAAGUUGGAGAGCAUGAACAAACAUGAUCGUCUUUCAGAAUUGUAUCUGCUUGGAAAAUUAUCACAGAAAAUUGAACACCUUCAGCUUCCCAAAAAUCUCAAGAUGGUUACUCUAUCCGUGUCAAAUUUAACCGAGGAUCCAAUGCAAACUCUAGGGGAACUACCUCAACUGAAAAUCCUGAGACUUUUUGCUCGCUCCUACAUAGGGAAGGAGAUGACUUGUAAAGCUAAAGGGUUUCCAGAACUCCGAGUCUUGAAACUGUGGAUGCUAGAGGAAUUGGAGAAGUGGAUUGUGCAGGAAGGUUCCAUGCUUCGCCUUAGAGAACUAGAAAUUAGACGCUGCGAUAAACUGAAGGAAACUAGUGGUUGGCAGCAGCUGAACUCCUUGAAGGAAUUGAUUCUCACGAAUAUGUCUGAAGAUUUUGUAGCAGAAAUGGAAAGCACCAUGAAGGAGAGGAAUGUGAAGAUUACAAAAAACAAUUGGAAGUUCGAUCCUCUGCCAAGCUAUCUGUCAGAAGGACAAUCUUAAAUGCAAAAGUGAUAAGACAGCCAAAUGGAAGUGUGCUUAUAAUUGGAAAUUAAUGUUAAAUAAGAGAAAUGGGGAUUUCUUUCUCAACUGGUAAAUUUAAAAUGAUGGACAAUUUCUAAUUGCUUGUUUUUUAUUGCUCCAUUUGUGAUUGUAUUUUUCUAAUUAUUCUGUCUUCCAGUUGUUGUAAUUAUAAAAGUGUGUUUCUGUUGUAA